UCUCAUUUGUCUCUGUCUGUCUCUCGUUCCCUUAUCUCUUCACGCUCGGCAACGGCGGCGGCGGACGUAUGCUGCUCGGCGCUCCCGCAAGCAACGUGGCGACCGGCGAGGGCCGACCUCCCGCCUCCCGGCUUCAGGAUUCAGCGCGAAUCGAAUGCCACAGAGGCACGACGGCGCUUAGCGAGUCGAAGCCCGGCGGAGCUGCGAUGCUCCUCGAGCGGGAGCCGAACGGAGCGGCGGCGCUCGGCGAGCCUGUAGCGGACCCUUCACGAGGGCGACGAGUUGGCUCCUCUCACACGACUUGGCUUCUGCGACUUGGAGGCGAGCUGCUUCUGCACAGCAUGUCAUGUCCGACGUCGAACCGGUGCAGCGUCUGCGGCCUGGCCGACCUCUUCUGGCACGCUCUCAUCCAACCAGAUAGAGGAGUCAGACUCCUACUCAAGGCCGGCAGGCGGCUCGUUGGACUCGUCGGUCGGGCGGACCUUUGGUCGCUGUUGCUCGACCCGUCCAGGAAGCGGCACUCGGCAAAAGAAUUCAACUUCAUCACUCUGGUCAGACAACAAGAUUAGUCAGAGACAACACAACAGCAGAAUGAAAAUGAUAAAUCACUAUAGUUAAGGUUGUUGGAGGUAUGCCCUAGAGGCAAUCAUAGAGAUGAUGAUAU
Molecule: messenger RNA, 664 nt
Organism: Setaria italica (foxtail millet)
Lineage: Eukaryota; Viridiplantae; Streptophyta; Magnoliopsida; Poales; Poaceae
Exons: 2
Coding region: 69-569 (166 amino acids)
Source: RefSeq, a predicted model, not a curated record